This is a messenger RNA of Aspergillus caelatus, 564 nucleotides long. RefSeq lists its product as uncharacterized. The coding region runs from base 1 to 564 and encodes 187 amino acids. The transcript has a single exon. The record is from RefSeq and is a predicted model, not a curated record. Lineage: Eukaryota; Fungi; Ascomycota; Eurotiomycetes; Eurotiales; Aspergillaceae.
AUGGCUGCCGCUGCACAAGCUAUAGGUGAAGUCUCAGAUACUCUACAUAGGUAUAAAGAGGAACAGGAAUCACGACAGAAUUGUCAGGCAGAAUCUACAGGAAACAGUGACUGCAGUAUUUUCCUCGUCAUUGCCGGACUUGACACUCUCACCGAGGGAGUCGUCCGCGCUUCCUCCAUCGUCAGAGGGACAGCCAUACUGUCAAAUAUACUGCGGACUUUGACACAGUUGUCACGAAUGCAUAGCCCUUAUAUAUCCGUGAUGCUUAUCAAUACUAGUGGUCUUGGGACGAUGACGUCCAGCACGCACGUUACCCCAGGUCAGAUGCAGCAAAGGAGAAAUCCAGGGAAUAACCCGCAGACUUCUCGCGAGGAGGGCCUUCACUCUAUAUUCCACGCAAGUGAGAGGUUGUUUCCUAGUCUCCUUAUGCGAACAUUGGAGCAGGGAAUCGAUGUUCAUCUUCUAUUAUCGACUGUCAAGCCAGCACACGUCGUUGAAGUCAUCAAAGAUAGGGUAGGCAACGGUGUUGGACGAUGGUGCAUCUGGGACAAACGAAUAAAUUGA